Molecule: messenger RNA, 966 nt
Organism: Caenorhabditis remanei
Lineage: Eukaryota; Metazoa; Nematoda; Chromadorea; Rhabditida; Rhabditidae
Exons: 3
Coding region: 1-966 (321 amino acids)
Biological process (GO): embryo development
Source: RefSeq, a predicted model, not a curated record
AUGAAUGGAAUCACAGAUGAAUUGUUGAUGUGGACCAACUAUGAUCAUCCAUUUAAUCAUGAUCUACAUCCUAUUGAAUUUAGAAAUCAAUCGAUUUUUUAUUGUUAUGAUGGAACAAAUAUUGAGUGCAGAAUUUCACAGAAUCCAACAGAUGGAAGUCCAGUUAUAUGGUGUGAUAACAAACACAUGAAUAUUCUACCACUGGCAAUUCAUUAUUCAGUUUGUCAAGUUUUCAAUUUGAUCGAUACAAUUCAAAUCAUUUUUGAAUUGAGUGAGAGAGAAGAUUUUCCGGAAACCAAUCGAAUUGAUAACUUACGAUUGAUAGGAUCUCCAAUGGAAGCGGAUGAAUAUGACGAGUUCUUUGAGAAAGUUCAAGUUUCAAAUCAUUUGAAAAUAAGCAGUCCAUUGGAGAAAGGUGUGAUAAAAGAGGAUUCGAUGCUUUUAUCAACUAAUCAUUUGAUAUGUAAUCAGAGAGAUUGGAUUACAAUGAGACAUUUGAUAAAUUUCAAUGGGAAAACUGCAAUUAUCACGGGUGGUUUACAUGUUAGUACACAAGAAAUUAUAGACUUUUUGAAUAAUUGGAUAAAUGGAGGAAAUGAAAAUUUGGAAAUGAUUAUUGUCACUUUGAUUUCAUCAGUUCCAAAUAUUGAUCUAUCUUGGAUUCAAGAAAAUUUCAAUUUUAAACCAUGGGAUCCGAAAAAAAGAGGAGGAAGAUUCAAGUACACAGCCAUACAUGCGUACUCCCAUAAAACUGACUUACUUGAUUGCACGAAUGCAAUGGAUCUCGAGAGAAAGACUGACAAUAAACUGGCAACUGUUAAAAUCGAAAAGGAAUCGUUCAUCUUUUUUGUCUGGAAUGAUCCGUUUCCCGACUCAAUGGACACUAUAUCAGAGAAGCAACAGAUAGUGAACCCUUUUACUGGAAAGAAACGGGAAUAUCAUGCCUAUGGUCGGUCGGAGUUUUAA